Molecule: messenger RNA, 5585 nt
Organism: Hemicordylus capensis (graceful crag lizard)
Lineage: Eukaryota; Metazoa; Chordata; Lepidosauria; Squamata; Cordylidae
Gene: LIMK1
Product: LIM domain kinase 1
Exons: 16
Coding region: 168-2090 (640 amino acids)
Biological process (GO): positive regulation of stress fiber assembly; actin cytoskeleton organization; protein phosphorylation
Cellular component (GO): neuron projection; cytoplasm; nucleus
Molecular function (GO): protein serine/threonine kinase activity; protein binding; ATP binding
Source: RefSeq, a predicted model, not a curated record
AUCAGCUGCCGCCGGCAGAGGCAGCAUCCCGCCCGCGCGCCCUGCCCCCUCCAGUGCCGGGCCCGGGCAGCAGCAGCAGCAGCAAGAGGGAGCCACUGCUGCCGCCGCCUCCUUCCCCACUGCUGCUUCUGCUUCUGCCCCCCGAGGGGGUCAGGCGGGGCGGCUGCAUGAGGUUGAUGCUGCUCUGCUGCAGCUGGAAGGACGAGCCCAUGGGAGAGGACGAAGGAAACGACCUGCCAAUAUGUGCCAGCUGCAGCCACAGUAUCUAUGACGGCCAGUACCUGCAGGCCCUCAAUGCCGACUGGCACGUGGACUGCUUCAGGUGCUGCAAAUGUGGGGCCUCGCUCUCCCACCAAUACUACGAGAAGGACGGGCACCUCUACUGCAAGAAGGACUACUGGGCCCACUUUGGAGAGCUCUGCCAUGGCUGCUCGGAGCAGAUCACCAAAGGGCUGGUCAUGGCGGCCGGGGAACAGAAAUAUCACCCAGAAUGCUUCACCUGCCUGAACUGCCGGGCAUUCAUUGGCGACGGGGAGGCCUAUGCUCUGGUGGAACGCUCGAAGCUUUACUGCGGCCACUGUUAUUACCAGAUGGUGGUGACCCCAGUGAUGGACCAGCUGCUUCCGGAGUCUCCAGGUUCCCGGAUCCCCCACACGGUCACCCUCGUCUCCAUCCCAGCCUGUUCCGAGGGCAAGCGGGGCUUCUCCGUCUCCAUCGACCAGCACGGCACAUCAGAUCAUCCACACACUGUGCGCGUCCGAGAGUUGAACCCCGAAUGCAUCAGCCCUGACAUGAAGAACUCCAUCCAUGUUGGCGACCGCAUCCUGGAGAUCAACGGCACCCCGAUCCGGCACGUCCCGCUCGACGAGAUCGACCUGCUGAUCCAGGAGACCAGCCGAUUGCUCCAGCUCACCAUUGAGCACGACCCGCACGAGAUGCUGGAGAGCAGCCCCCUCUCGGAGCUGCGGAGUCCCCUCCGUUCACCCAGCCGCACACCUUGCCUGGAACCGGCAGCCAUCCGCCAGCGCACAGUCAUGCGGAGCUGCAGCAUCGACAAAUCACCUUGCUCCACCUCGCUGGGCUCCCCAGCCUCUCAGAGAAAGGACAUUGGCCGCUCUGAAUCGCUCCGUGUCAUCUCCCGCCCCCACCGUAUCUUCCGCCCCUCGGACCUCAUCCAUGGCGAGGUGUUGGGCAAAGGAUGCUUUGGACAGGCUAUCAAGGUAACACACAGAGAGACCAGAGAAGUCAUGGUCAUGAAAGAGCUUAUCCGUUUCGACGAGGAGACCCAGAGAACGUUCCUGAAGGAGGUGAAAGUGAUGCGGUGCCUGGAGCACCCCAACGUGCUGCGGUUCAUCGGGGUUCUGUACAAGGACAAGCGGCUGAACUUCAUCACAGAGUACAUCAAGGGAGGGACGCUCCGGGGGAUUAUCAAAAGCAUGGACAGUCAGUAUCCUUGGAGUCAGCGGGUCAGCUUUGCAAAAGACAUCGCAUCGGGGAUGGCAUAUCUGCACUCCAUGAACAUCAUCCACAGGGACCUCAACACACACAAUUGUCUCGUGCGCGAGAAUAAGAGCGUGGUAGUGGCCGAUUUCGGCUUGUCCCGACUGAUGGUGGACGAGAAGAACCAGCUAGCAAGCCUCAAGAAGCCGGACCGCAGGAAGCGGUACACCGUCGUGGGGAACCCCUACUGGAUGGCUCCCGAGAUGAUCAAUGGCAGGAGCUACGACGAGAAGGUGGACGUCUUCUCCUUCGGCAUCAUCCUGUGUGAGAUUAUCGGGAGGGUCAGCGCCGACCCCGACUACUUGCCUCGCAACCUAGACUUUGGCCUCAACAUUCGGGGCUUCCUGGACCGUUACUGCCCUCCCAACUGCCCCCCGAGUUUCUUCCCCACCGCCGUCCGCUGUUGCGACCUGGACCAUGAGAAGCGGCCCUCCUUCAGCCGGUUGGAACAUUGGCUGGAAGUUUUGCACAUGCACAUCGUCCUGAAGCUUCCCCUGAGCUCACAACUGGAGCAGCUGGACCGGGCCUUCUGGGAGACGCACCGGCAGGCCGAGGGUGGGCUCCCCGUGCACCCCGAAGUGUCCAAAUGAGACUGGCGGGCCGCCCCCAAGCCUGCCUUGCUGCACGAAGCUCACCUGUGAGAGCUGGUCUCUGGGUCAGCUCCAAAGAGGCCCCACGAAGGCCCACUUGGCUGGGAGCCAGUUCUCCCGGCCUCCUUCGGGAGGGGUGGUUGGGUUCGGAGAGCGGUGUUCUGUGCCUGGCAUGCACAGCCAUCCGGACGUGGCCCUCUGGGGGGGCCUUGUAAAUACUCCAUGUGAAUAGGCACCCUUCUCCAUGCAAGCCCUUCCGCGGCAGCGGUGGCAGACGGAAAGGGGCACCCCUCUGGGGAAAUGAAUGCGAUACGCUGCUUCGAUGCCUGCGAAGCACCGAUUCGGCGCCUGCAAAGCACCGGUUCGGCACCCCACGGUUGCUGAUGCCUGCGCACGCUCCGCUGAACACAUCCGCUUCUGUUCCUGGCCAGCCGCAGCUCUCAAACUGGCGUUCAUGGCAGGGGUGUCCCCCCACCACCACAGACACUUUGUCCCCUGCUCUGUCCAGACCCUCCUCCUCCUUCCAAGUGGUGCCUUGGGUUUCCAUGAACUUGCAAUGCUGCUUACCCAGGUUCUCUGGUCCCCAUUUUUGUGGUCCGUUCUCCAUGUAGGUCACGUUUGUGAAACCGCGAGAGGCGUCCGUGCACACGUGCAUGGCCUGCGUUUCCCCCUCCCCACGCCCGUGUCUGCCUUUGUCUUUGUCUGUCUGUGCGUGCGUAUGCACAUGAUCUCCUCUUUCCUUGUUUCCCAGCCAGAGUUUCAAGGCAUGGUUUUCCGUGCGGAGCAAAGGAAAGGUCGGACCGUUCCCCUUUCCCACCAAGGGAGUUUGAGACCCUUUUUAGACCCCAGGUUAGCAGUAGAACAGCGGAAUCACAGCUGAUUCGGCAUAUAAACUGUGUGGUACAGGGUUCUAUGGACUGUCCUAUUCAGAUCGGGGGGGGGGGUGUGUGUUCUGGGAUGACUUGCUUUUGUAACUCGAAACUUUUAGAGCAGUUGAUAAGCUCAGCUUUUUUUGUUCAGCUUCAUAAUGAACACCUGUAUGUUAGAGAGACCGACCCGUUUGCUUUCUGUAGGCAGGGAGACUUGGAAGGAAUUCAAGGAUGUGAUUUGUCCCCUGCUGCCUGAAAUGGUACAUUCCAGGAACUCUGUCCUUAGUUAUUUAUCUGCAUAGAUCUUUGGGCUACCAUCAGUUUUUAGUGGAGGGGAAAUCCCAAGUUGUUAGAACAGGAGUUCUAGAAAUCUGAACCGCAGAAUAAUUUUGGGAGAUUGCAAACCCCACCAUGGGUUUAUAAGUAGCACCAAAACAGCAGCAGCUGAGAAAUUAUAAAGUUGGGAUUCAUAAAAGGUUGGUGGGGCAGGGCGUAGAUUGGAGGGGAAUGGUCUGGGAAGCUCUGUAACCAUGAGGUCUAGAAACUUGGGUCGCAUGUAGCUUUUAAAAAUACUUGGAAGGAAAGAUAACCUUUGUGGGCUUCCUGAAGGCGUCUGAUUGGCCACGCUGGGAGACAAGACAUUAGGAACAUAGGAAGCUGCCUUAUACUGUGUCAGAUCCCUGGUCAGUCCAGUUCAGUCUUGUCAACACUGACUGGCAGCAGCUCUCCAAGAUUUCAGGCAGGAGACUUCCCCAGCCAUAUUUGGAGAUGCUGCCAGGGAGUGAACCUGGGACCUUCUGCAUCCCAAGCAGAUGAGCUACAGCCCCAUUGUUGGACUUUGGUCUGAUCCAGCAGGGUUCGUCCUACCAUAGCACGCUCCAUGGAUAUUAGCCAUGACAGCUAGGAAAUGAGCCUCCAUGUUCCAAGGCAGCCUACCUCUAAUUACCAGAUGCUGAGGAAGAAUGACAGUGACUGGCUAUUCAAUUUUUCAUUGCCGUUCCUCCAGGCACGCUUGACUGGGGAAGUCUAAAUAGAUCUUCUGUCCAUGUGAUCAUGCUUGCGUACUGAUGGGUAUGCUGCUCCUGUUCCUCUCAGAAUUAGGGCCCCUUGAAAUAAAUGAGGGUCGGAUUCCGUGCUGUCUUUUUUUUUUUUUUAAGAGGAAAAUGUUGGGAAGUGAAAAGGAAAUGGAGAAACAGGUGAAUCUUUGUCAAGCCUGAACAGACACGUGAAUGCUUGUUCCACGUCUAGCAAAGAUGGCAUAUUGCAUAGAUGGCCUGCAGAGGGCGGUAUAAGCAAGCACCAGUCCAUCACAGCAUCUAUGUCUUUUAUCACACUUUUGAGGCACGUGGCAAAAAGUGUGUGUGUGUGUGUUUGUGUAGCAUCCGUGUUGCUUCUGUUCUGUGGCUGAUGCGAACGGCGUCAUCUGCGAGUCGGACCCUCCACGAAGCCCCUCUCCGCAUGCAGUGCUUCGGACCAGUGGAGAGAUCGUGGAUGCCCGAGUGCUGUGGAAGGCAGGAGGGAGGCUGAUCUGGCCCACCGCCAAAGCACAGGCGUGAGCCCCCCAGCUCUGAAGUGCCCGUCGGAAUAUUAGACGCUGCCUUCCGCUGAGUCACGCCAAUGGGGCAUCGAGCUCGGGGCUGUCGACACUGGCUGGCAGCAGCACUCCACAGUUUGAGGCGGGAGUCCUGUUGAUGGGCCUGAUCCUGGGACCUUUUGCAUGCCAAGCAGAUGCUUUUCCACUGAGCUACGGCCCCAUCCCCUAAUGGGGCUCUCUUACAGUGCUCACAUGUGGUCACCCAUCCAAAUGCAAACCAAGGCCAACCCUGCUUAGCAGAGGGGCCAGUCCGCACAGCACUGACACGCACAGCUCCCCUUUCCCUCCGCGGGGCUCCUGCAGAAGGCACAUGCCGCCACAGCAUCCCCUUCCUCCGUGUGUCCUAAAGUCGCUUGUAUCUUCCAACCCCACCCCCCCACCCUGUCAAUGUCCUGGGCUGUUCUGGCUUCUGAGUUUGUGCCUGCAGUCACCUCUCUGGGCCAUUUGUAGCAUCCUGUUGUUGUCGUUGCUGUUGUUGUGUGCUGAGGAUUCUGGGCCUUCCUCCGGGAGCCUCUUCUUGGAAGGUAGGCCCAAACGGGGGUCCGUGCCUCCGUCUCACAUUUCUUUCCCCCAUCCAUUCCGUCCCUUUUGGUGCUUUGUCCCUCCUUGGGCACUGUAGGUGAUACCCAGCAUUCAAGGAGUUUCCCCGAGCUGGGCAAUUCCUCGGCACGGCCCGGGGAUCUUCCGCACACAUCCUCGGCUGCGGGCGGAGCCUCCCGCCGCCCUCCCACGCGUCCCGGUUGAUCCCCCCCCCCGUAACAUACUUGAAGAGAAGAGUUUGUAUUAUUUUUUCAUACAGGCAGCCUCCGCACUUUCGAGCGUUACCACGUUCUCACUCGGCCUCAGUUCUGCUUACAGGGAAGUAUUACGAUUGGGGGUGGGGCGGGCAUGACUGUGAAGCAUCUCCGAUGCACUUUGACCGGGAAGACGGGAAACGCGAUGCCGUCUCUGGAGGUGGGAAGGAGAUGUUGCGAGACGGGUGAUGUAAACCAAAAUCACGCCACAUGAAUAAAAUAAUGUCCUUCCACCCUA